UACGGUCUCCGGGAUACUGGUGUACACAGCGGCAGCGUUGCGGCCCGCAGCCAGGCGGCUGAGGAACCGUCACCGACCCGCCCCGGGGUGCUGCGUGCGCUGCCCGCUCCCGCCUGAGGAAAACUGGGCCCAUGGCACAAGGCCGGGAGCGCGACGAAGGCCCCCACUCAGCCGGCGGCUCGUCCCUAUCCGUGAGAUGGGUGCAAGGAUUCCCUAAGCAGAAUGUUCAUUUUGUCAACGACAACACCAUUUGCUACCCUUGUGGGAAUUUUGUAAUAUUUAUUAACAUUGAAACAAAGAAAAAGACUGUACUCCAGUGUAGUAAUGGAAUUGUGGGCGUCGUGGCAACUAACAUCCCCUAUGAAGUUGUGGCUUUUUCUGACCGGAAGCUGAAACCCCUCAUCUACAUAUACAGCUUUCCUGGAUUGACCAGAAGGACCAAACUGAAAGGCAACGUUCUUCUGGACUACACUUUACUUUCAUUCAGUUACUGUGGCACCUACCUGGCUAGUUACUCCUCUCUCCCAGAAUUUGAACUGGCCCUUUGGAACUGGGAAUCAAAUAUCAUUUUGUGCAAGAAAUCACAGCCUGGUAUGGAUGUGAACCAAAUGUCUUUUAACCCCAUGAACUGGCGCCAGCUGUGCUUAUCAAGCCCAAGUACAGUGAGUGUGUGGACCAUUGAAAGAAGUAACCAGGAGCAUUAUUUCAAAGCAAGGUUGGUAAAACUACCUCUAGAAGAUGGGUCAUUUUUUAAUGAAACGGAUGUAGUUUUUCCUCAGUCGUUGCCGAAAGAUCUCAUCUAUGGACCUGUGCUGCCACUGUCAGCCAUCGCUGGGCUAGUAGGUGAAGAGGCAGAGACUUUCCGGCCGAAAGAUGAUCUAUAUCCUUUGCUUCACCCGACUAUGCAUUGCUGGACUCCAACAAGUGACCUGUACAUUGGCUGUGAAGAGGGUCAUCUUUUAGUGAUUAAUGGAGACACCUUGAAGGUGACUGUGCUUAAUAAGAUAGAAGAGGAAUCACCAUUGGACAGAAGAAAUUUUAUCAGUCCAGUAACCUUGGUGUAUCAGAAGGAGGGCGUGCUGGCUUCUGGAAUUGAUGGCUUUGUGUAUUCUUUUAUUAUUAAAGAUGGAAGUUACGUGAUUGAGGAUUUUCUUGAGAUUGAAAGACCUGUAGAACAUAUGAUGUUUUCUCCAAAUUAUACAAUGUUGCUGAUUCAAACAGACAAGGGAUCUGUUUAUAUCUACACUUUGGGUGAGAAACCAAUCUUAAAUAAAGUCCUAGAUGCUUGUGAUGGAAAUUUUCAGGCAAUUGACUUUAUCACACCUGGAACCGAACACUUCAUGACACUUACACAUUCAGGGGAAGUUUGUGUUUGGUGGCUGGAGGAUUGUGCUUGUGUAAGCAAGAUUUAUCUGAAUACCCCAGCAACGGUUCUGGCUUGCUGUCCGUCCUCCUUCUCUGCAGCCGUGGGCACUGAGAGUGGCUCUGUCUACUUCAUCAGCGUCUACAAUGAGGAAACCCCUCAGGUCAUGCACAAGGCCUUUCUCUCGGAAUCUUCCGUGCAGCAUGUUGUUUAUGAUCAGCGAGGAAUAUUUCUGUUAGUUGGAACAUCAGAAGGAAAAGUCUUUGUUAUCAAUGCCAAAUCCUCAAGCUCAUUUCAGAUUAUUGGAUUCACAGAGGUGGCCAAAGACAUUGUACAGAUAUCCACAGUGUCUCUUUUAGAAACAGACAUAGUGGAAGUGAUGGUGCUUUCCUCACUUCUAGAAGCAGGAAGAAGCAGGUUGGAGAUGUUCACACUGCCUAUAUUACUGUCACAAGUUUCCACAACCUUUACUGAUGAAAGAGGAAGGCUGAAAGAUGCACUCAUUCAUAAGUACCUGUAUGAGCUGGAGCACACUCUGUCCUCUGCAGUCUUCGACUUUCAAAGUAAACAAAUAUAUGGCUUCUGUAGUCACGUGCCAUACAUCUGCAGCUACCUUCUCCCUAAAGAAGAACAUAUUGAUAUCUACAUUCUUAAACCAUACCAAAAAGUGCAAAGCAGACAGUAUGGACCUGGAAUACUCUAUUUGUCUUCACAUGGAUUGUUGCUCCUAACAAUAGCUAAAUGUGGAAUUCUGUGUAUCCGAGACGUUUAUACUUUGGAAACAUUUGCUCGGUGUCGGAGUCAUUCUCACCAGGGUCAUGGGAUUCAGUCAAUGAGAAUUUCGAUGGAUGGACAAAACAUUCUGGUGAAUGGGAGAGAUGAUGGCACCCUUGUCUACCUAAAGUGGAAGCGGUUUGGAGGACACCUAGCCAAUGACAUUCUGGACUAUUACCAGAAACUAUUAAUUUUCCUGAGCAGCACCAUGGACAAGGAGAACGAUUAUUUAAGCAGAACACCAAAAGCUUCCAUAGAUUUGGCAUCCAAUUCUGAACACACGAAACGGAAGGCAAGCACUGACUCAUCACAAGAUGAAUUAGUUUUAACUGAUGUUAAGAAGGAAAUUCCUUGGAUACAACAAAAAAGCCAAGAGGCCAUCAAAAAAGAGGUUAAUCUGUUUUCCAAGAAAAGGAAAGAGAUAAAAAAAGGAAUCAAAGCACUUUCCAAAACUAUUCUGAAUAUGAUGGAAGAAAAUGACAAACUAGAAAAUAUUGCAAAAUUAGACCAACAGGAAUUUGGCCUAGAUCUUGAGGCACUGGAAAGGCUUCAUGAGGAAAGUCAGGAAGAAGUGGCAAAGAUGAAAAAGGAUGUAGAGAUGCAUAACCUAGCCAAGAGCUAUUUGGCUGAACUUAUCAAAGAAGAGUGUUGGAAUUCAAUGGCUGUAAAAGGUCGAGCUCUUAAGUGUUUUCAUAUCCCCUGUGUGGUUGAAAACUUCCCAAUGAAAGCACGCACAGCUGAAGAGCUGAAAGAAUUGGAAAGAGUUUUACAGCAAAAGAAGAUUGAAGCAGAGUGUCUAAAACUACGGAAGGAGAUUGUAGAGGCUCAGUCUGGAGUUACAUUGGUUAAAAAGCAUCAUGAAGAGGAUGAUGAAGAAGAGGAAGAGGAAGACAAGAAAGCAGAAUAUAGCAACUUGCCCAAUUACCUGCUUGGUAGUCUGAGUACUGAUUUUGGGGUAGACACCUCUUUUUUGUCAAGCCAAUUAGAACUUCAUUCCAGAGAAGAGAAAAUCAACCAAAUUAUAUUACUGAAAGAUAUCAUUUACAAGGUAAAAACUGCUUUCAAUAAUGAGUUUGAUGCUGCAUAUAAACAAAAAGAGUUUGAAAUUGCACGUGUGAAGGAAAGAAAUGUUCGAAUUCGAGAAAUUAUUUUAGAUCUGGAAUUGGAAGAAGCAGUCUGGCAACCAGAAUUUGAAGACUGUGAGAAGCCAGAGAGAACGCUUGUUGUGCAAGAUGAGGAGAUUACAGCCAACAAAUAUGUUAAGCCGUGGCACAAAGCCAAAGCAGAAUUGCUCACGAGUCGUGAAACGGAGCACUGGCUUCUGAUACAGGGCACCAGCACAAGACUCCGAGCUCUGAUGGACAUGAUGGGAGGAGUUCUGGAAGUCAAGAAGGAAGACAUUUUGAGAAUGGUGAUUCCUCAACCUGCUUUCAUGGCAAAACCUGAUGCUGUAUGGACUGAAGAAGAAAGAAAACAAUUCAAAGAUUAUGAGAAAAAAGUAAAGGAGUUAAAUGAAGAAAGAGAUAAGUAUAGAAAGUCAUUAGAAGCAGAAUUGAAGAAACUUCAAAACUCUAUUCAGGAAAGCACACAGGCCUUUGAUGAACAUUUGAAAAGACUUUUUGAAAGGAGAGUGAAGGCAGAGAUGGUUACCAACCAGGAGGAAUUGAAAAUAAAUAAUCUUGCAUUUUCUUUACUGUUGGAUGAAGAAUUAAGCUCCAGAGAAAAAUUUCUGAACAACUACCUUACAAGGAAGCAGCAGGAGAAAAGCCAGACUUCAGAAGCUGUCCGGAAAUCUAGAGAAGACCUGGAUGUGUACAAGGAGCACUAUGACAACUUGCUGGCAGAAGACAAAGUGAGAGUCAUUGUCUUACUCACUGGACAGAUUCCCAAACAGAAAAUGCACUCAGAUACAACUCGUGUUGUCCCUUUCGGAGAACGACCAGGAUCUGGCAAGUUGAAUAAGGAUGCCUUUGCCCAGUUAAUGAAAGCCAUGGAUGAGUUGGACAAUAUUAGUAACAUGCCAGAAGGCUUGGACCCUUUGGUCUGGAAUCAUUUCUGCAUGACAAGACGAGCAAAACUGGAAAAUGAACAGAAAGUAAAGCAGAAAGCAGCUGGCUUAUUGGAAAUGGCAGCUUUCCUCCGGAAGAGAGUUGAGGAGGAUGAAAAGGUGCAACAGGAGAUUGAGAGAGUGUUCCAUGAACUCAUCCUAUUACAGGAUGAGAAAGUGAGAUUCCAGUUGAAUUUGACAAUCCAAAUUCUUCUUAAACAAGGACAAGUAGAACUGGAAAAUUUCCAGCUAGUACUGGAGUAUGCUGAUGCAAUUCUCAUCAACAAGAACAUAGUUGAAGACUUGAACUCUGUGAUUCGGACUCAAGGACAAAAGAAAAUUGCAAGCAUGAUGGAAAGUAAAGAAGUACACAAAAGAAUAUUUCAGAUUGAGUGGGAACAUAAGAAAAUGGAGAUGGAAAGGGAAGAUCUAAAUCAGAAGGCUUGGGAUAUUCAGAUGCUAUUUUUUUCAAGAGAUCGUCAAAAGUUCCUAAAUGAACCAAACUAUGAGGCUCUGAUUAGUAUUCAGAUUGGAAUAAUGGAACAAACCAUUGCUGUUUUAGAUAAGACCCACAAAAAGAAUGUGGAAAACUGCAAGAAACUACUCAAAAAACUUGGAAAGUUCAGCAAUCAAAAAGAUAUAGCAAAUUAUAACCUAAGCUGCAAUCUACGAGAAGAGUUGGUAGCUGUCUCAGAGAGAAAAGACAUCUGUAAUGCAAUGGGGUCUAAACUGACUUGUGAAAAGAUUGCCAAAGAACGGUAUGAAAACAUGAUGCAACAGCAGAAGUUAACAAAUAUUUCAAAACAACAAGCUGAACAGAUUUCAAUACUACAGACUGAAGUUGAAAGAUUAAGGAUGAAAACAUUUCCUGCUCUUGUUCAAAUGUAAAAACACUGGCAGGAAAACACAAGGCCAAAUCAAUCAUUUAAAAAAUCAUUUCAUUUGGGCAAAAUGAUUUCCUUUCCUUUUUUACUGGCAAAUUGAAGUAGCAUGUCCUCUUAGUUGCAUGUUUUAGAUUAAAAAAAAAAAAUGCUUAGUUUUAGCCUUAAUUGUAUACAAAUUUUUGUCCUGCAUGAAUAAAUGUGUAAAAUACCAUGAAUUGUUUUUAUUCAAGAAUAAACAAGACGAGAUCAGAAAGUA
Molecule: messenger RNA, 5324 nt
Organism: Cebus imitator (Panamanian white-faced capuchin)
Lineage: Eukaryota; Metazoa; Chordata; Mammalia; Primates; Cebidae
Gene: CFAP43
Product: cilia and flagella associated protein 43
Exons: 37
Coding region: 132-5072 (1646 amino acids)
Biological process (GO): sperm axoneme assembly; cilium assembly
Cellular component (GO): axoneme
Molecular function (GO): protein binding
Source: RefSeq, a predicted model, not a curated record